This is a messenger RNA of Chaetomium globosum CBS 148.51, 2310 nucleotides long. RefSeq lists its product as uncharacterized. The transcript is spliced from 4 exons. The record is from RefSeq and is a predicted model, not a curated record. The coding region runs from base 1 to 2310 and encodes 769 amino acids. NCBI's taxonomy places the organism in Eukaryota, Fungi, Ascomycota, Sordariomycetes, Sordariales, Chaetomiaceae.
AUGGUUGUCUCCUCUAUGCAGCAUCACACCCACCACCAACAGCAGGGUCCUGUUCCCCCUCAUCUGCAACACUCUCGACCCUCGAGCGUGGUUCAUCAGCAGCAUCACAGCCAGACCUCGGCGGCGCAACAGCAGCAGCAGCAGCAACAGCAACAACAACAACCACAACAACCCCAGCACUCAGGCGCGUACACAUACCCGCAACAAACACAGGGGAGCAAUUCACAAGAUCACGGGCUUCCGAACUACUACGCGCACCCGAGCCCUUACAGCACGCCGGGUGCAACGAGCGGAUACACGGCCGCAGACACCGGAGACAUGAUGGCCGCAACCAUGCAGCAGAGGCCGUACCCGCCGAUUUCGUACCACACACCCCAGUCGAACUCGCCGGCUUCGGUGGCGUCGCCCUCGGGCCACGACCAGCAGAGGAGCAUGUACGCGCAGCCUCCCUCGCAACUACACCAGCAAUCGAUGUACUAUGGCGGCCCCCAGCAGCAGUACUCGUCAAUGCCGGCCCAGGCUGCGCAAUCGCCGUACGCGCAACAUGCCCAACAACCGCAUCAGUCGAUGGGAUCGCAGCCGGGCAUGAUGAUGUCGCACACACCCCCCCAGCAUCCCAUCAGCCAGCACCCUGCGCAGCACGCACAGCCGGGAAUGACGGUCAGCCCGCGCCCGGAUAAGAUCGAUACGCACAGCCUCAACCACCGGAUAUCAGCAACUUCGGCGCCCGUUGCUAUGAACAGCGCGUCGACAACUAGCCCCCAAAACGGUGCGCCGCUGACAACUCCCACCACCGCUGCUGGUGUGAACCCCAAUGCUGCUCCGGGCCCAAUCCCCGCGACCACGCCGCUGGUGGUCAGGCAAGAUACGAAUGGCGUCCAAUGGAUUGCUUUCGAGUAUUCCCGCGACCGGGUCAAGAUGGAGUACACCAUCCGCUGCGACGUCGAGUCGGUGAAUCAGGACGAGCUCACGGCCGAGUUCAAGACGGAGAACUGCGUCUACCCGCGCGCGUGCUGCCCCAAGGACCAGUACCGCGGGAACCGGCUUCAGUACGAGACCGAAUGCAACUCGGUGGGCUGGGCUCUGGCUCAGCUGAACCCGCCACUUCGCGGCAAGAGGGGCUUGAUCCAGCGGGCUGUGGACAGCUGGCGGAACAGCAACCAGGACCCUCGUCUUAGGAGCCGUCGUGUUCGCCGUAUGGCCAAGAUGAACUAUCGCAACAACAAGACGGGAUCGACCACGCCCCACGCUACUCACAUGCCCGCUGGUCCCGGCGGCCCCGGCUCCUCGGGCAUGACCACGCCAACGGGCAUGGGCCCGGGAGGCAACCCGGCCAUGGGCAAGCCGGUUCUCGCCAACAUGGCGUCGCAGAUGCACCACCAUCACGGCGGCCAACAGGACGGAAGCGCUCAGGGAGGAGACGAAGUCGGCGAAGGAGAAUAUGCGGAUGACCAGGCCCACCACCACCACCAUCAUCAACCCCCCACGGGCCAGCCGGGCGCUGAGGAGCGGCCCACCCAAGCCUUCACCGGCUACGGUUCCUACAGCGGCGCCCCCCAGGGCUCGUCGUCGAUGCCCUCCCUCCACGACACCCUGAGUGGCUCCCCGGCCCAUGGCAGCGGCUCCCUAGCCGCCGCCCGCCAGUCGAGCCUCGCGCGAGGCAUCGUGGACGGGCCUGAUGACCUCUUCCCGGACAUCCCCGAAACCAAGAAGCGCAAGUUCAUCCUCGUCGAGGACAACGACCGCCAGAGCCGUUUGCGCGUGCGCGUCACCCUGGACAACGUCAACACGCGCGAGAUCCCGGACAGUUUCCGCCGCAACAACAGCGUCUACCUGCGCUCCUUCUUCCCGCGCGAGAUGCAGAGCCCCCCGCCUAGUGCGACAGGUAGCCGCUUCUUUGCUGAGGACGCGAGCGAGGCCGAGGACGAUGGCGCCACCGAGACGGAGGGCCGCCGGGCCGGGCGUGGCGGGAACGUGUCCCUGUCAGCUAAGCGCUCGAGGGCCAUGGUCAAGGUCACUGUGGCGGAGGGUCAGGAAGUCGAGCUUGCUAUCCCCCGGAUGCGCCGGUCGUUCCGGGGCAAGGAGGUGCGGCUGAACGACCUGGGCUAUCGCAUGGCGUGGCUACAGAGCCGUGUCUUUUCGGGACGGACCGUGUUUUUGCAACGAGCUUCCGCAGUGGACUGUUAUCGCAACAAGACGCGCAGCGCCAUCGAGGGCCAGCUGCAGGACGUUAAGACGGCGGCGCCGCACUACGAGACGCGUGUUGGGAAGCGCAAGUUCAAUGACCGGCUGCGCAGGGAGGAGGACUAA